GCUCCGGAGCUUCCUCUCCGCCUUCUCCGCUUUGCCUGCGAGUGCUCGGAGGGAAGCGGAUCGGUAGUGGCCGGUGCAGAAACGUUGCUUAGGCGGACAGGAGAUGACCGGUUCGAACGAAUUCAAGCUGAACCAGCCACCCGAGGAUGGCAUCUCCUCGGUUAAGUUCAGCCCCAACACAUCCCAGUUCCUCCUGGUCUCCUCCUGGGAUACGUCUGUGCGCCUCUACGAUGUGCCCGCCAAUUCCAUGAGGCUCAAGUACCAGCACACUGGUGCUGUCCUGGACUGCGCCUUCUACGAUCCAACGCAUGCCUGGAGUGGUGGAUUAGAUCAUCAACUGAAAAUGCACGAUUUGAACACUGAUCAAGGAUUUGGAAUGGAACCCAAGACGUGCAAAGCGCUCUGAGCUUUGUUUGCCUGCCCUGUAUUGGAUAAAAUCUUGUUGGAACUCACGAUGCCCCUAUCAGAUGUGUUGAAUACUGUCCAGAAGUGAACGUGAUGGUAACUGGAAGUUGGGAUCAGACAGUUAAACUGUGGGACCCCAGAACUCCGUGUAAUGCUGGGACUUUCUCCCAGCCGGAAAAGGUCUACACCCUGUCAGUGUCUGGGGACAGGCUGAUUGUGGGCACGGCGGGCCGCCGAGUGCUGGUGUGGGACUUGCGGAACAUGGGCUAUGUGCAGCAGCGGAGGGAGUCCAGCCUGAAGUACCAGACUCGCUGCAUCCGAGCCUUCCCGAACAAGCAGGGUUAUGUGUUGAGCUCCAUCGAAGGCCGAGUGGCUGUGGAAUACUUGGACCCGAGCCCUGAGGUGCAGAAGAAGAAGUACGCCUUCAAGUGCCACAGGCUAAAGGAGAACAACAUUGAGCAGAUUUACCCAGUCAACGCCAUCUCCUUUCACAACAUCCACAACACGUUUGCCACAGGUGGUUCGGAUGGAUUCGUCAAUAUUUGGGACCCAUUUAACAAGAAGCGCCUGUGCCAGUUCCAUCGGUACCCCACCAGCAUCGCUUCCCUUGCCUUCAGUAAUGACGGAACUACGCUUGCAAUAGCAUCGUCAUAUAUGUAUGAGAUGGAUGACACCGAGCAUCCUGAAGAUGGUAUCUUCAUUCGCCAAGUGACAGACGCAGAAACAAAGCCCAAGUCCACGUAAUCUGGGGAAAGCAGUUUCUCUGGAAAAGCUUUGCUUCCUACAAACACGCGCUUUCCCUGAGGCCUGCUUGCAGCCAUUGGACACUUGGUCUAGUGUGUGGAUUUCUAUGUCUUCUGUCGUAACAGAAUUGUCUCUGUGCCCUGUGAUUGUUUUGGGUAGGGACGCUUUGUAUCCUUGUACAGUAGUCUUGACGAUUCUCCUCCCCUACGCCAUUUUUGUUUGUGUUUGCUAUCUAAAACUGUUAUAUUUUUCUGUUGUCUAAUAAAUCAGAGAUUUGGAACUUUUAAAAGUUGGGUGUUUGUAAACAUUUUGGUAGUGUCAUUUAUUGCAUAACAAGGCUUUUCUUAGGCAAAGUACUCUUUGUCAUUAGAGGUGUCAUUUGACUGAAUGUACCAUGCCUUAUUUAUUAUAUCUGCUCUUGUACCAGGGGGUCAGCCCUGGGUAAAGGAAUCCACUUGACUUCUUUCAGCCAGUUUUUGCUCCUGUUUCUUUGGAGGCUCAGUGAGGCCUGGGAGCCAGCUCUGCAGCUUCUCAAGAUGGGCACUGACCGGCAGCAUCUGCGUGGCUGCUAGCAGUGCCAGUGUGGGUAGGGCUCAUGCUUCCGUGGGCUGACGAUACCAUCCUCUGUAGACAGAGCCAAAGGGCAGGCCCCUCUGGACUUAGCCAUCAGCUGCUAUGUCACUGAAGCCCUCCGGACGAUAAAUGGUGUACCAGCCAGGAGCUACUGGUGGGAUUGGUCUUGUGGUGUAGUCGUAUGCUUUUUAAAGUCAUAACCACGUGAGCAUAAAUUUCAAACAUUGUAUAACUUAAAAAGAGAAUGGGCCUUGUUAAAGGUGACCAAAUUAAAGCCGUGUUAUGGACUUGUGUUUGAAGUGGUAUAGAGAGCUGCUGAUGGUUCCGUUUGGCUGUCCCUCUGUCCCUAAAUGUGUCUCCUACCCCUUGUGUGCCACCUGUGCAGCUCACCCUCUCAAUUUGCCUGUUUAUUAAAGUUACCUUUGCUGCCAGUU
Mus musculus (house mouse) is the source of this 2156-nucleotide messenger RNA. RefSeq names its product BUB3 mitotic checkpoint protein (gene Bub3). Gene Ontology annotation, cellular component: nucleus; kinetochore. The transcript has 9 exons. Lineage: Eukaryota; Metazoa; Chordata; Mammalia; Rodentia; Muridae. The record is from RefSeq and is a predicted model, not a curated record. Bases 499 to 1149 code for a protein of 216 amino acids.